GCUUCCCUUGCAUAUGUCAGCGUGUUCAGGACAGUGACACAUGAAACGUUUUAAAUGCGCAUUCUAAAUAUGCACACGACGCUCAGCAGUGGUGGAGUUGGCUCAUAUCUAAGCCGUGCCCGUGUGGCAGUAGCUGCAGGCUCACUUUGAGCUCGGCUCUCCAGGCUGCUCCUGAGAUGCCGAUGUCUCGCAGCGUGUGUCACUCCCGAGAGCCACAGGGAGGGCAGCCUGUGAUCGUUCGCUGCUGCACCCCGUGGGCUCUGAGUGUGCCACGCUCAUGCCCUCUCCCGACACGCUCAGCUCCCAGCCCGGCUGCUCCCAGGCCAGUGAUGUAAAUGCACCAGCUGCUUCCCAAGAACCAGUCCGCAUCCCGCGGGAGGGAGGGGCCGGUCCCCUUCCCGGGCAUCAGCCUCCCUGCUCGCAGCCUGAGCCCUCUCCCCAGCCACGGUGCUGCGUCCCUGCGUCCCUGCAUCCCCUCGUCCCCGAGUCACGGAGCAUAAUCCUCUUUCAGGCCCGCGAUUCGGCAGCGUGGCUUAGUCUAAAGACUCGGCUUGCUUGGGAUCUGACUGUGGGGACAGAGGCCAGGUUCGUUUAGAGGGGCUUGGCUGGCCUGGCCACCCCCUGCGGCCGGCAGAGAGGAGGUGGCCAGGAGGAAGGCAGCUCCCCGCGUGGAAAAUGAAGGCGCUGCUGUUGCUGAUCUUGCCCUGGCUCAGCCCUGCCAACUACAUUGACAAUGUGGGCAACCUGUACUUCCUGUACUCAGAACUCUGUAAAGUGGCGUCCCACUAUGGCCUGACCGAAGACAGGAAGCGCCCGGGAGACGGCUGUGGGGAUGGCCACGUGAGCCUCACGGCCACGGCGCUGUCCCCGGAGACCUCUGCAGCCGCCACCAUCUCCCUCAUGACGGACGAGCCUGGCCUGGACAACCCCGCUACGUGCCACGGAGGACAGCCCGCCGCUCACUGCCUGAAUGACUCUGGCCGGAGCAGCCGGGCUCGGGCACGGCCCUUCGAGAGAUCCUCGGUCAGAAGCAGAUCUUUCAAAAAAAUAAAUCGCGCUUUGAGCGUUCUUCGAAGGACCAAGAGUGGGAGUGCGGUUGCCAACCAGGCUGACCAGAACAGGGAAAAUUCUCACAAUCCGGCCACCCCCGAAGCCUUCCCAAGGUUGUACCACCUGAUUCCAGACGGCGAAAUUACCAGCAUCAGAAUCCGAAGGGUGGAUCCCAAUGAAAGUCUCUCCAUUAGGCUCGUGGGAGGCAGUGAGACCCCGCUGGUCCAUAUCAUCAUCCAACACAUUUACCGAGACGGGGCGGUAGCCAGAGACGGCCGGCUCCUGCCCGGAGACGUCAUCCUGAAGGUAGACGCCACGGCCGUGUGGCUGGGGCGAGGAAGCCAGCGAGAGACGCGUCCAUCCGUCGUGUCACGCCAGGUCCGACAGCAGAGCCCCGACGUCUUGGAGGAACUCGGCUGGGACGGCAGCGGUGGCCAGUGCCCGGGGCCCGUGCCGGGGAGCAGCACCCCCAAGCCCCUCCGUCCUGCAGUCGGGUGUCGUGAGAAGGUGGUGAGUGUACGGAAAGAGCCCGAUGAGUCUCUCGGCAUGACCGUGUCAGGGGGAGCGUCCCACAGGGAGUGGGACUUGCCUAUCUACGUCAUCAGCGUCGAGCCCGGAGGAGUCAUUAGCAGAGACGGAAGAAUCAAAACAGGUGACAUUUUGUUGAACGUGAAUGGGGUCGAGCUAACGGAGGUCAGCCGGAGCGAGGCGGUGGCGUUGUUGAAAAGCACUUCGUCCUCGGUGGUCCUCAAAGCCUUGGAGGUCACGGAGCGCGAGCCCCAGGCGGACUGCGGCAGCCCGGCCACCCUGGACUCCAACCACAACGUGACUCCACCUAGCGACUGGUCCCCGUCCUGGGUCAUGUGGCUGGAAUUACCACGGUACUUGUAUAACUGCAAAGAUGUUAUAUUGCGAAGAAACACAGCUGGAAGUCUGGGCUUCUGCAUUGUAGGCGGUUAUGAAGAAUACAACGGGGACCAACCUUUUUUUAUCAAAUCCAUUGUGGAAGGAACACCAGCAUACAAUGAUGGAAGAAUUAGAUGUGGUGAUAUUCUUCUGGCUGUCAACGGGCGAAGUACCUCAGGAAUGAUCCAUGCUAGCUUGGCAAGGAUGCUGAAAGAACUUAAAGGAAGAAUAACUCUCACUAUUGUUUCUUGGCCUGGCACUUUUUUAUAGAAUCAAUGACAGGUCAGAAAAAAAAAACAGAAAAAUCACAAAUAGGCUAAGCUGAAACAAUAUAUUUAUCUCGCCCAUUUUUAUAUUUAAAGAACACAUUGUAAAAAUGUCAGGAAAAGUGUGGUCUGAUGGAAGCCAGUCACACCUCAGAAAAUGAUUCUGCAAAAAUAAAAACGAAUAGAUUUCAUUCACGGUGGAGGAUUUCUCAUUACUCCACGACUUUACGUUUAUAAUUUUCUAUUCGAUAAAAAGCCCUUCAACAGCUAAAAUGAUUUGUAUGACCCACUGAAUUCAAAUCAGUUUAAACAUUUGGUAUAUGUUGAGGUCUGCAAAAGGUGAAUUAUCAAUAUUUUUAAAUUUAAAGCCAAAAGGUUUUUUUAAAUGCAUUGCUGAGAAACGUUCCUUUCAUCAAAUAAUAAAUAUUUUCCAAAA
Molecule: messenger RNA, 2658 nt
Organism: Microcebus murinus (gray mouse lemur)
Lineage: Eukaryota; Metazoa; Chordata; Mammalia; Primates; Cheirogaleidae
Source: RefSeq, a predicted model, not a curated record